UCAUCAUCUUCGGCGGCGGUGUCUUCUUCAUCAACUUUGUCUCCGUCGUCUUUGUCUCCAUCGUCUUCAUCGUCAUCUUCUUCUUUGACAUCUUCGUCAUCUUCUUCAUCGUCAUCUUCACCGUUGUCUUCUUCUUCGUCAUUGUCUUCGUCGUCGUUGUCUCCGUCGUCUCCGUCGACGUCUUUGUCGUUGUCGUCUUCGUUGUUGUUCUUCAUCUUCUUCUUUGUCAUCGUCGUCUUCGGCGGCGGCGUCUUCUUCUUCGUCAUCUUCAUCUCCUUCAUCGUCAUCUUAUAA
Molecule: messenger RNA, 294 nt
Organism: Gekko japonicus
Lineage: Eukaryota; Metazoa; Chordata; Lepidosauria; Squamata; Gekkonidae
Exons: 3
Source: RefSeq, a predicted model, not a curated record